AAAGCCCAAGUAUGCGUUCGAAGAAAGAGAUUCCACGUUCAGGUUGGGUUAUGAAAAUGAUGGCCCAAGCACUCGUACCUACUUUGGAAGCUGUCCCUGAAUCCGAUCUCAUCGUCUUCUCCAGACUCCAAGCAUAUUCUCCGCCAUGAAUCCCCCCAAAAGCCCUCGUAUACGAGGAUCCUCUACAAUUCUUUGCAGUCAGAUAGGAAAGCUGACUCGUUAUAAUACCUUUUUCUCUUCUCUCGGACCUCAGAAAGGAAAUCAAAUGGCGUUGACUAACUUCAUCCUCACAGUGGCUGGGGUUAGUGCAGCGAUUCUCCUGCUGAGGAGUGUCGUCAAGCAGUCGGCCGCGGUCUUCAGGCGCAACUUCAAGCACAUUCGCCACUGGCUCGAAGAAGAAUCUGCGUCUGCCUCCAAGGCAGCAGAGAAGGCAACUCCCAAGGAAUUGGAAUCAAAGGUCCCUCCAAAAGACAAAUGGUAGUAAUGUGUCUAUAUGGGGGAGCUUGAUGUCGUCUGCAAGAGUUAAUUAGUUGCUCCUUUUUUCCUUUUUUUUUUUUUAAGUAUUUGAUGAUUAUUUAGAAUACGUCUUAAUGAGAUGUCCCGGUAUAUAUGCAAUUAAACUCUCUUAAUUUUGUUUUUUAGUAGCAUGUUUUUGGUAUCUUAGUAAUCUGUAUUUACAAAGAAGAAGACCAUUCUUGUUUUACAAAGGAGCUCAUAUUUCUCCCUU
Messenger RNA from Carya illinoinensis, 727 nucleotides. RefSeq lists its product as uncharacterized. The transcript is spliced from 2 exons. Lineage: Eukaryota; Viridiplantae; Streptophyta; Magnoliopsida; Fagales; Juglandaceae. The record is from RefSeq and is a predicted model, not a curated record. Bases 146 to 481 code for a protein of 111 amino acids.